AUGCCGAUGUUCACAUUCUCUUCGCCCAAGAACUCUUCUCUGGAUUCAUGUCCCAUAGAAUCUUAUCGCGAGCUAAAUGGCGAACCAUUAGAAGAUAAUGCUUAUGGAAUUGUUCUUCGAGAGGGAUAUGCUACUAGUUCAUCGAGAAGCUCAUGGGAGAGCAGUGGUACUGCCAUCGAGCCGAUGAAAUCAUUUUCUCCGAGUGGUCCGCAGAACCUUGACCUAAGUGGAAGUUCCUUUGGCAACUCACCUCCGCCAGCGUAUGCAGAUACAUCGCCGGCACCAGCGAAAGUGUAUCCUCGUCAUGAACAAGACUUUAGCACUCAGAGCAGCAAUGAAAGAGUCAGCGAUUUCUUCUCGCAAAGCGGUAGCUCUUCUUCUGAUUUUUCGGAAGAAUCUCCUCCGAGAAAUUUUCAUGAAAGAUGUGGCAGGAAAGGUGACUUGGACGAUGGUCCAGCAUUGUUUGAAUGCGCUGAGUACUCUUUCGAAGCUGUUACACCAGUGACAAGAGACAGAGGUGGUCCUCAACUAGCUUUGCCAAGGACAUACAUUUGGUUAAGCCAUCAGGAGACUGCUCAUGCCAUUGGUCCCCUAUUUAUGUCUGCUCAGAAGCCAUCUGGAGCUUCAUGUGAAGAUCGUCGUCUUGUUUUGUUAAAGGCUGCAUCAGAAAUGAGGAAACGGAAGUACACAAUGGAAGCUUUCCACCUUGGUGCUUACAUCUUGGAUAAGUGCUUGGAUUCAUUUCAUGUUUCGAGAGAUGCAUUAGCUGACGUAUGCGCUGUUUCUAUGGUACUUGGAACGAAGAUGGAAGAAUACGACUCGCUUACGCCCGGUACGGUAAAUGGACUUGCAGGUGCCACUAAAGAUAAAGCACGUCUUUGCGAUAUUGAAAAGCGUAUCGUAUACGAAAUGACGGAUGGAUUUUGCUUCUCAACACCGCUCGAUUUUGCUAAUUAUAUGCUUGAGGAACUAAAUUGCACUGAUGAGCAAAUCCGCCAUGCUCACUACCUGUUGGAUUUGGCCUUACUAGACUCGAGAUUUCGCGAUGAAGGAGGACCUAGGGUAGCCCACGCGGCUGUAUGUAUUUCAUCCGCAAUUAUCACAAAGAGAGAGUCCUCAUUUGAAUCAGAAUUCCAUGCUCUAUUCGAGAUGGAGCGAAGUCUUCUAGAGCUUACGAAAUUUCCCGUUGGUAGUACACGCGAUGUGAUGCGGGGUUUGAUGUAUGAGAUGAAAUGGGUAGACAACAAGCGUGUAUGUUUUUGCGAGUGUUCGCCGGCAUUAUGGGAUAUCAUCUGCGGGGAUGGCACCAGUUUCUGUGAAAGGAGUGAAUUAUGCAUGUUGAUGAGUAAAUUCACGGAAAUUUUUCAAGGUGGUAAAGAGCAAGCUGAUGAUUAA
Molecule: messenger RNA, 1395 nt
Organism: Angiostrongylus costaricensis
Lineage: Eukaryota; Metazoa; Nematoda; Chromadorea; Rhabditida; Metastrongylidae
Source: the annotation of a GenBank genome assembly